AUCCCUCCCUCCACACACACACACACACACAUAUGCAUUCAGUCUGUCGCUCUCACAGAUACCAUUAGCACGGCUCUGUGGUGGAAAUAGAAAGCUAGAGAUAAAGUGAGAGAGACAGGAGGAUAAAAAGAAAAACAAAGAGGCCAAACAGGUGGAAUUAGGAAGAGAAACAACAAACUAUUCCUCAGACUACAGAAUGCAGCAGCAGUGGGUGUGUGUGGCUUUAUUGGCCCUCCUGACUGUUACAGCGACACUGGCAGAUGUUGGAAAAUCAGAGAAACAAGGUAAGAAAGAGCGUAAAUCGGACUGUGGCGAGUGGCAGUGGAGCGUGUGUGUGGCUAACGAGGGUGACUGCGGCCUGGGCACCAGAGAGGGCACGCGCACCGGCACCGACUGUAAACAGACCAUCAAAACCCAGCGCUGCAAAAUCCCCUGCAACUGGAAAAAGCAGUUUGGAGGUGAGUGUAAGUAUGAUUUUCAGGCGUGGGGUGAGUGCGACUCAACCACGGGAAUGAAGACGCGCAGCGGCGUGCUAAAGCGAGCGCUGAUGGACGCUGAGUGCGCGAACACCGUCAGCGCCACCAAACCCUGCGGCAAACCCAAGACCAAGAUACAAGAUUCACAGAAACCAAAACGGGAAGGAAAGAAAAAGGAGCGGAACCCAGUGGACUAGAGGAGAAACUCCACCUGCAUCCUGAAGCUGCUCUCCUUCUGCUCCUCAGGCAGAGACACGCGGAUGUGAGCCGAAGAGAUGACGCUGCUCCUUAUUUACAGUAGAAGAUUUGUAGCUUUAAUUUACAGCUCACAGAAUAAUACAGAAAUGAUGAAAGAAACACAAAUGAAUUACUGAUGUCUUCUGCUGAAUCUUCUAAUGUUGUACCAGCAACACCAGACCACCCAGCUAGCAAAAAUAUGUUCUCCAUUAGCUUAUGAAAAUAUUAUUUCUGAAUGUUCCAAAUGUCCAGGGUUUUUUUUAAAUGUUUUAAAACAUUUCUCUUGGUUAUGUGAAUGUUAAGGGAACAUUCCGUUUUAGAAUUUUGCAAAAAUUAUUGGAAUGUUACUUUUGAAUGUUCAUUUUGAAACAAGUAGUAACAUUUAAAAAAAACAUUCUAUGAACAAUGUAUAACCAGAAAAUGUUCUAUUCAUUUGAAGAGUGUUUGUUGAGAACUUUGUCAGAACAUUCUGGAAACAUCUGCUGCUAGCUGGGCGUCAGAGAUGAACAAAAUGUGAAAUUAAAGAACUGUCUUUUAAUUCAUGAGUGUGAACUGAAUUGAACUGGAAUUUGAAGUGGAAUUUACAGAACGCAAAAGAUCAUUAAAUGUACUUAAAAGAUACUUAAAGACUGGGAUAUGAAAUGUCCUUCUGCUAAAAAUAAAGUUACUAAAUACAAAAAUAUAAAAGAAAAUGAUCAUUAAUGUGUCUUUCUGAAGUAUCCCAUACAUAGAACGUUUAUGGAUAAUUCAUACUGAGAAAGAAAGAAAGAAAGAAAGAAUUCAAUUUUGAAUUCUGCAUCCUGUUUGGAACCACAAUUCAAAUUCAAAUUUAAAAUUUAAAAUUGUCAAUCCAGCCCUGAUGGAGAAUGAAAUGAAACCAUAACUAAAGUUAAACUAAUGCUUUAUAAAAGAAAUAAAGUCAUGAAUGUAACAUCAUUUCCAGUGAAUAAAGAUGUUAAUUAUUCCUUCC
Molecule: messenger RNA, 1683 nt
Organism: Labeo rohita (rohu)
Lineage: Eukaryota; Metazoa; Chordata; Actinopteri; Cypriniformes; Cyprinidae
Gene: ptn
Product: pleiotrophin
Exons: 5
Coding region: 197-673 (158 amino acids)
Molecular function (GO): growth factor activity
Source: RefSeq, a predicted model, not a curated record